AUGUCUGACGGCAAAAGAGAAGAAGAAGAAGAUUGGCCCAUCCCCGGUAACGUCAGUCUCGGCUAUGGUCCUUCAACCUAUGGCGCUCCCACCGAAGACACUACCCCUGCCCCGUCAGAAAGUGUUGAUGAGCCUGAUACCGCGCCCCUCGACCCGUCAGCAAAUACCGGCGGCGGGGCCGAGAGCCGUGAGGGUAGUACGCAAUUCAUAAUGAGCCCCACUCAUUGGGAAGAGAUGAGGAAGGCUUGCCACACUUUUAUUAAAGAGGUGGAGGGACAGCCAGAGAACGAGGUGGAUCCCACUGACGAAACGACGAAAGCCCUUGCCGCUCUCAACUACACCACCCCCUCAAACCUGAACCCUACUAUUUCGGAGCAGUCCAUCGUAGCCGCCGCAUACUACGAUACUUGGAAUCCUCCUUUCAGGAGCUUUGAACGAAACAGGAAGCCUGAGUUUGACUAUGUCACGGCAAGGACGAUAUUUUUUUGUAGGGAAGAGCCGAAUGAGGUGGUAUGGCUGGCCGCGUAUGGGGGGUCAGUUGCUCGGCUCAGGAGUAGGCGUGACUUUGCUUGA
Molecule: messenger RNA, 573 nt
Organism: Cryptococcus amylolentus CBS 6039
Lineage: Eukaryota; Fungi; Basidiomycota; Tremellomycetes; Tremellales; Cryptococcaceae
Exons: 2
Coding region: 1-573 (190 amino acids)
Source: RefSeq, a predicted model, not a curated record